This is a messenger RNA of Quercus robur (English oak), 1304 nucleotides long. RefSeq names its product GDSL esterase/lipase EXL3-like. The record is from RefSeq and is a predicted model, not a curated record. Gene Ontology annotation, molecular function: lipase activity. The transcript is spliced from 5 exons. The coding region runs from base 90 to 1184 and encodes 364 amino acids. Gene Ontology annotation, cellular component: extracellular region. Gene Ontology annotation, biological process: lipid metabolic process. NCBI's taxonomy places the organism in Eukaryota, Viridiplantae, Streptophyta, Magnoliopsida, Fagales, Fagaceae.
ACUUUGAAGAUCAACAUUUCAUAAUUUGCUUAUAUUCUUUCAAUUUAAAUUCAAACUUUGGAAGAAUCCCAAAAGAGAAACGUAGAGCAAUGCUUCACUCAAAUAUGAAACAUUUUUCUUCAUCAACCACAUUGUUUUUUCUUUCUUUUGUUUUUGCUAUGUUGUGCACCUCAAAAGCUGUCAUUCAGAUACCAAGAAACGAGACAAUUCCAGCGGUCAUUAUAUUUGGAGAUUCCGUUGUUGAUACGGGCACCAACAACGAUAUCAUAACAACAGUAAAGUGCAAUUUUCCUCCAUAUGGGAGGGAUUUCAGGGGAGGAAUACCAACUGGACGAUUUUCAAAUGGAAAGGUCCUUUCAGAUUUCCUAGUGGACGAAUUAGGAAUUAAAGAGCUCCAACCAGCAUAUAGGGAUCCAACUUUGCAACCCAAAGAUCUCUUAUCAGGUGUAAGCUUUGCCUCAGGUGGCACAGGAUAUGAUCCUUUAACAUCUAAAAUAGCGUCAGUCAUUUCACUAUCUGAGCAAUUACAAGACUUCGAGCAAUACAUAGGAAAGUUGAAAGGAAUUGUUGGCGAAGAAAGAACAAACUUCAUAUUAGCCAAAAGUGUAGUCUUUGUGGUUGCUGGUAAUAAUGACAUUGCCAAUGCCUAUUAUCUUUCUGGAAUUAGGAAAGCCGAAUAUGAUGUUCCUUCUUACACUGAUCUUUUGCUCAAUUUGUCUUCUACUUUCGUCAAGGAACUAUAUGGAGUAGGAGCACGGAGGAUUUGUGUUUUAAGCUUACCACCACUAGGAUGUUUGCCAUCACAACGAACUUUGGUUGGAGGCUCAGAAGAAGAGUGUGCAAAAGAGCCGAAUCAAGCAUCACAAGUGUACAAUGAUAAACUUUCCAGGGAGCUGGGUUACCUUAACAACAAUCUGCCUAACGCAAAGGUGGUCUAUAUUGAUUUCUACAACCCUCUACUUGAUAUCAUAACAAAUCCAGAGAAAUAUGGCUUUGAGGUUGCAAAUAAAGGUUGCUGUGGCACAGGAUCUGUAGAGGUAGCAAUACUGUGCAACCAAUUAACCCCUUUCACUUGUACAGAUGACUCCAAGUAUGUGUUUUUUGAUAGUUAUCAUCCUACAGAAAAAACAUACCAGAUUAUUGUCGAUGGAAUCCUUAAAAAAUAUAUCAACAGCAUCGUUUGAGGUUGUUGAUUUUCUUCUACUCAAAAGUAUUUGCCAGACUUUGUAUUCUUGUUUCCUCCUAUUAUUAUUGUAACAAAGUUUUGAAAAUUUCCUAAAGCUCGAUCCAAUUAUGUGAAUCAA